CCGCAGGAGUUUCCCACAAUGCAGCGCGGCGCGCUGUCCCCGGUGCUGAUGCUCAGCGCUGCCCCGGAGCCUCCGCCGCGCCCGCCUCCCGCCCUCUCCCCGCCGGGUCCCGGCCCCCGCCAUGGCUCAUCUCGGCCGGGUCCUGCCCCAGAGCCGUCGGGCGGCCUGGGCGCGGCGCUCGACAGCAGCCUGCGGGCCGCCGUGGCUUUCAAGGCGGAGGGCCAGCGCUGCUACCGAGAGAAGAAGUUCCGGGAAGCCAUCGGCAAGUAUCAUCGGGCACUGCUGCAGCUGAAGGCGGCGCAGGGAGCCCGCCCUGGUGGCCUGUCGGCCCCCACCCCGGGGCCCGCCACCAGCCCGGGGCCGGCCCGCCUCAGCGAGGAGCAGCGGCGCCUGGUGGAGAACACGGAGGUGGAAUGUUAUGACUCUCUCACCGCCUGCCUGCUGCAGUCGGAGCUGGUGAACUAUGAGCGAGUGCGCGAGUACUGUCUCAAGGUGCUGGAGAAGCAGAAGGGCAACUUCAAGGCCACAUACCGCGCCGGCAUUGCCUUCUACCACCUGGGUGACUAUGCACGCGCGAUGCGCUACCUGCAGGAGGCCCGCAGCCGAGAGCCCACAGACACCAAUGUCCUACGCUACAUCCAGUUGACUCAGCUGAAGAUGAAUCGGUGCAACCUCCAGCGAGAAGACAGUGGCACCGGGCCGAGGGAUGUCAUUGGCUGAGGCCAACCUAGGGGGACUGUCCCUAACCCCUACUCUCUCCUACUUCACCUUGUAAUUUCCCAACUCGUGUUCGCUGGUAAAGCACUUAUCACUGGUGACCAUAA
Rhinolophus ferrumequinum (greater horseshoe bat) is the source of this 824-nucleotide messenger RNA. It is a transcript of the gene TTC9B, whose product is annotated as tetratricopeptide repeat domain 9B. The record is from RefSeq and is a predicted model, not a curated record. The coding region runs from base 19 to 720 and encodes 233 amino acids. Gene Ontology annotation, molecular function: protein binding. Lineage: Eukaryota; Metazoa; Chordata; Mammalia; Chiroptera; Rhinolophidae. The transcript is spliced from 3 exons.